Messenger RNA from Cucumis melo (muskmelon), 978 nucleotides. RefSeq names its product transcription factor bHLH95-like. The record is from RefSeq and is a predicted model, not a curated record. Lineage: Eukaryota; Viridiplantae; Streptophyta; Magnoliopsida; Cucurbitales; Cucurbitaceae. Gene Ontology annotation, molecular function: DNA-binding transcription factor activity; protein dimerization activity. The transcript is spliced from 2 exons. The coding region runs from base 245 to 850 and encodes 201 amino acids. Gene Ontology annotation, biological process: regulation of DNA-templated transcription; endosperm development.
AUGAUAACAGAAAGUACAAUCGCAACAAAGAUAACAGAGAGAAUCAGCGAAUCGAAAAUGUAAAAUCGGUAGUUUUUGGGAAUAUUUUCAAUCAUUUUCUUCUUCCAUUUUUUGAAUCUGAUCGAUAUCUCUCUCUCUCACGCACAUUGUUCUAUCCUUCUCAUUGCUCCAUAAAAAGCUUCAUCAAUGGCGGAUUAAAGAAACAAACCAACAACAGAAGAUCAGCAAGCUUCUGUUUGUACUAAUGGAAGCCUGCUCCGACUCUGUGGUUCCACUGUUCCCCCUCAUUUUGCCGAUACAUCACUUUGAAGCCACUGAAAAGGAGGCUUCGGCCUCGAGGAAGCGUUGCAGAGCUCUGGAAGCCAACGGCGGUGUACAGAAGAAAGAGAAGGAGAAAAGGAAGGAGAUGAGUGAGAGUUUCGAUGUUCUUCGAUCUCUCGUUCCGAAUCUCUCUCCUAAGGCCACGAGAGAGACUAUUGUUUCUGGAGCGAUUCAGUUCAUCGAGUUUCUACAGAAGCAGUUGAUGAGGCUGGAAAUGGAGAAGAAAUCAUCGGAAUCCGUGACGCUGCUUCCGAAUUCCAAUUCGGAUUCAUCAGGCGGCAAUGGCGACGGCGUCAUUGUCUCAAUCUCCGGUAACAUUGUGUUGUUUGGGGUUAUUAUUGCUUCUGUCCAACGAGGUAUGGUGACACAGAUUUUACUGGUGUUUGAAAGACACAAGACUGAAGUUCUUGCAGCAAAUGUUGUAGUCAGCCAUGGAAAUUUAACUUUAACAGUCACAGCUUCUGUACACGGUUACGUAGAGAAUACCAUAGAGCAGAUUAGAAACGAUAUUCUAAGCUUAAAGAAGUAAUAACUUCCAUUAUAUUCACGAGAUUCUUCCCUCUUUAUUUACUACAAUACGGAUGUUUAAUACUUUUACAGAACUAGAAACUGAAUGAAUACAAUACAAUGGUAAUAUAUAUUGUCUUUUGCUUCAAA